Messenger RNA from Sungouiella intermedia, 1926 nucleotides. The record is from the annotation of a GenBank genome assembly. Lineage: Eukaryota; Fungi; Ascomycota; Pichiomycetes; Serinales; Metschnikowiaceae.
AUGGAUGGAGCCACCAAAUCGUGGCUAAUUAAAAAAUUUGGCCCUUCCGAAGACGAAGUGUUGACCAGACUCGUGACUGUCCAGAACUUAUUCAACUUCUCCAAUGAGGACAUCUAUAUCCAAUGGGAAGCUUUUGUUGUCACCCACGAAAAUGGCGACGCAGACCUCUCACUCGUGAACAUCGAGAAAUUCCAGCAAUACCUCCAAGAUCUGCUUGCAAACAACCAUCAAAAGAGAACGCCUGCCGUGAAGAAGGUGCGAGAUCUCUCCAAUAAAAGACCAAUUGACUUUUCCUCUAGUCCAGGCGUGGUGCUCCCUAGCACGCCGUCGUUGAAGCGGAAGAAACCUAUCUUAACUAGCGAACCUGACUCGUCGCCUUCAAAAAAGGACGUGGCAUCAAGCCCCAUCAAGGCCCAGAGCUCCAACACAGUCUUGGAGACUCUCAACCCGGACGUGGAGGUGGACAAUAUCGCCGAUAACGUGCAAUUGACCGCCAACUUCGAUCCCGAGAAGUUCAAGUUCAGGACAAUGGCCAUGAAGCUCCUUGAAAGUGCCGAUGUGUUGGACGACCAGAUCGAUAUGUUUAGCCAGCAGUUGCUGACAGAGUAUAAAGACAAGGAUAUUCAGCUUGGAAACCCAUGUAUGAGCUCACAAUUUGAUAUCGUUUGCUGUGGACGUAUAGUUCCAGACUCGCCUUUCUACGAUAGCAUGAUCGUUCAGAACUUGAACGACAAGUCAUUGUUCUUGGAAACGUCCAGAUUGGGAGGAAUUGGUCAGAGAAUUCCACUUGACUUAUCGAAUUUAGAAGAAUAUUCGUUUUUCCCUGGCCAGGUGGUUGGAUUGCGAGGUAGAAACCCAACUGGUCGUGCGUUCGUAGCUCACGACGUGAUUGCAUUACCACAGUUGGGUACCCCUGUCUCUUCUGGAAGUGAAUUGUCAGAAUUCAGUAAAGAAGGCUCCAAGAUAUUGAUCGCAGCUGGGCCAUUUACAAACCAGCACACAUUGGAUUACUCACGUCUUGAGAAACUAGUUGACCAUGUCAAUACGGAGGUAAAGCCUCAGGCAGUCCUUCUAUUCGGGCCCUUCCUCGAUAUCACUAAUAAAGCAGUGGAGUCAGGAAAUGUUGAACUUCCCCAUACUGCGGCUAACCAGCAACCGAAAAACUUGGAUGAAUUGUUUAGAGCUGUGGUCACUCCCGUUCUCAAAAAGUUUGACCCUUCUAUCCAAGUUGUUUUGUUGCCUUCCUUGAAAGAUUCUGCUAGUAAGCAUGCUUCGUACCCGCAGUCUUCGUUGGACCGUAAACGCUUGGGCCUACCUAAGAAUUUCAAGUGUUUCCCUAACCCAUCCAACUUCUCGAUUAAUGAGAUUAUGGUGGGUGCUUCCAAUGCGGACGUGUUUAAAGACUUGAAAGAUAUUUAUAAGAGUGGAGUCUCUCCCGAAAAGAGCAAGUUGUUCUCCAAUAGAUUCGAGAGAAUUGCCAACCAUGUGUUUGAACAAAGACGGUUCUACCCUGUAUUUCCAGGAAGCGUUAAGCGGGUGGCGUUGCCGAAAGAAGAAGGAGAAAAGGUUACCAAUUUGUUGGAUGGUAUGAUGGGCGAAGAGUUGGCGGAAACAGAAGUGGGAGGUUCAAGCUUGGAAGUUCCAUAUAUUGGUGUUACCGAACUAAGCCACUCACUACCAGAUGUUUUGAUAGUUCCUUCGGAGCUCAAGUACUUUGCCAAAGUGAUCAAAGGUGUUGUUGUAAUCAAUCCAGGUCAGUUCAUACGACCAAAUAAGGAUCCGUUACGAGAAGACGGCAGCUACGUUGUCAUGACUACACGGGGACCCGAUGCAAAUGACGAAAACAACAUCGAGCCUGUUGAGGGAAGUGAUCUUUUCUACCACAAUGUAUUCAAGAGAAGCCGCAUAGAUAUCAUGAAGACAUAG